Penicillium salamii is the source of this 1797-nucleotide messenger RNA. The record is from the annotation of a GenBank genome assembly. Lineage: Eukaryota; Fungi; Ascomycota; Eurotiomycetes; Eurotiales; Aspergillaceae.
AUGAAUGUCGAUGAGCUCUUCAAGAAGCCAUCCUCCAGCGGAAGCGCCAAGCGCAAGUUUGAGCCCCUCUCAGAUCCCAACGAGGUGUACAAAUCAGCAAAGCUGGAGUUUGAUGGUGAUGUCAGAUCAAAUGGCAAGGCACCCAUGGUAGAGGAUGAGAUUGACGAUGGGGAAGCUGGACCCGAGCUUCCUCCAGACUUCGAGGAGGAUGUCCCGGACGAUGAGGAGGGACGCUUCUUCGGUGGUGGAAUGGAGCACAAGACAGCUCAGGCAAUGGAAUACAUCGAUGAAAACGAAGGCGAAGAGGCCGCGCCUGAGAACUUCGACUCCGCGUGGGUGCGUCGCUUCGCAUUGAACUUCGAACGAAAGAUCUCGAAAAAUGCUGAAUUACGAGCAAAAUUCGAAAGUGAUCCUCAAAAGUUCAUGGUUUCCGAGGCAGACCUCGACAGCGAGAUCAAGGGUUUAUCAAUCCUCGCUGAGCACACCGAUCUAUAUGAAGAGUUUGCGAAGAUGGGGUGUGUCGGAUCUUUGAUCUCUCUGCUGUCACAUGAAAAUGCCGAUAUUGCAAUCGACGUUAUUCAGAUUAUUGGUGAACUGACAGACGAAGACGUUGAAGUGGAGCAGGAGCAAUGGGAUGCUCUAGUCAACGCAAUGUUGGAAGCCGAUCUCAUUGAGCUGCUGACGCAGAACCUCUCCAGACUUGAUGAAGGGUCCGAAACCGACAGAGCGGGGGUAUACUAUGUGCUAAGUGUAUUGGAAAAUAUCGCCUCCCAGACAUCACAUGCUGAGACCAUUGCACUCGACGCUGCAAUCUUGCCGUGGAUCUUGUCACGAAUCCAAAAGAAAGAAGUGGUCGUGUCACAAAACAAACAGUACGCAGCAGAGGUCUUAGCGAUUCUGCUACAAUCAUCCUCAAAGAACCGUGGAAAGUUCGUUGAGCUCGACGGCAUCGAUACAAUCCUCCAAAUUCUCAGUUCUUACCGCAAACGCGAUCCAGCAAAAGACUCAGAUGAAGAAGAAUUUGCCGAAAACCUGUUUGACUCUCUCGUCUGCCUUGUCGAAGAAGACUCCGGGAAAAGCAAAUUUGUCGAGGCGGAGGGCAUUGAGCUCGCAUUGAUCAUGCUCAAGGAGGGCAAAUUCAGCAAACCUCGCGCUUUGAGAAUCCUGGAUCAUGCGUUGGGAGGGGUUGGUGGUGCCCCGGCAUGCGAAAGACUGGUUGAGGCAGCUGGUUUGAAGACUGUCUUCGGCAUGUUCUUGAAGAAGCAAGAGGGCGAAAAUAUUGAACAUUUCCUCGGAAUUUUUGCUUCCCUUCUCCGCCUCCUUCCCGGCGGCUCUGCGCCGCGCAUCCGAACAUUGGCCAAGUUCAUGGAAAAGGAUUAUGCCAGAAUCGAAAAGCUGAUUACUUUACGGCGCGAAUAUGCUGCACGUAUCGCGCCUGUCGAACAACUUAUCGUGAAGGAACGUAGGACAUUUGAUGAGGAGGAGCAAAGACUCAUGUCCGGAGAAUGGCUAUCCAGACGUCUCGACGCCGGUCUAUUCUCAUUACAGACUAUUGACGUGAUUCUGGCGUGGCUUCUUGCUGAAGAUGAUGGGGCAAAGAAGAAGAUCGUCUCGCUUCUUGCCGACCGCGAUGAGGAUUUGUCACUAAUUCGCGGAACAUUAAAAGGUAUGUCCCAUGGCAAAGUUCUCAAAUCUUCAAGUCUAACCAAAGUAGAACAACUCGAAGGACUUGGCGAGGAGGAACCGGGUCAUGAAGAUUUCAAGGACAUGCUCACCACCCUACUGCAAUUCUUGUAA